CGAGCAUCGCAAAGUAGGUUAUCCAAGGAGAGAGAGAGCUGAGGAAUGAUUUCCAGUAGGACCAACUCGGGGUCGACCACACAUUACGUGGCACGCAUGGGACUUCCCACAUUAAAUCUGCCGGAGAUAUUUCAUUCCGAAAAUCCCCUUGAAAUCCGCCAUUGUUCUUUCGGUCAUGUCCAUAGCAUAUGACAAAGUUUAAACGCGACAGAAAAUUUCCGAGGUCGGUCGUUGGGUGCAAAUGGUGGCUCUAGCCGUUCUCCCCGGCGUCAACCCCUUCUCCUCUUCACCUAGCAGCCAGCCGGAAAGUCGUUCCCGCGCAAGAAAACUGCCCCAGCCUCCCAUCCCCGUUCCCAAGUACGCUCCCAAGAAGUCCUCCUCUGAUAGCCCUGUGAAUCCCGCUCUAAGAACUGUCCACCGAAGAACCAAGUAUUACCGGCCGAUCCCUGAUAGCGGCGGUGUGGUAACCACCGAUCAAAGCGGUCGGUCCGUGAUUGUCGGGGAAUCCGGCAUCUCGUACCUCCUUCCUGAUGCGCCUUUCGAAUUCCAGUUCAGCUACUCGGAGGUCCCCAAGGCUAAACCUCUCGCUGUCCGGGAGCCAGCGCACCUGCCCUUCGCCCCGCCGACAAUGCCGAGGCCGUGGACGGGAAAGCCUCCGCUAAGGAAGAAGGAGGACAAGAAAAAGAGGAAGAUCCCCCUGUUUGAGCCGUUAAACUCACCAGAGGACGUAGCUGGCAACACGAGAUUGUUGCAGAAGCCGGUGCCGUUCCGCAGGGAGGUGAAGACGAGGGAGGAGAUUCUCGGGAAGCCGUUAUCGAGGGCAGAGAUUCGGGCGUUGGUUAAGCCUCUCGUUUCUACUAACCGACAAGUGAAUCUCGGGAGGGACGGGUUGACACAUAAUAUGUUGGAGCUAAUACAUACACAUUGGAGGCGUCAACAAGUUUGUAAGAUUCGGUGCUUAGGCAUUCCAACUGUAGAUCUGGACAACAUCUGCUACCACCUUGAGGAAAAAACUAGUGGCAAGAUCAUCCACAGGGUUGGUGGUGUUGUAUACCUCUUUCGAGGAAGAAACUACAACCAUCAUACUCGUGCACAGCUUCCAGUAAUGUUGUGGAAACCUGCUGCUCCUGUCUAUCCAAAACUUAUUCAAGAAGCUCCAACUGGACUGACCAAACUUGAAGCAGAUGAGUUGAGACAGAAGGGAAAAAAUUUAUUACCAAUUUGCAAGCUAGCAAAAAAUGGAGUUUAUAUAAAUCUUGUGAAGGAUGUUCGAGAAGCUUUUGAGGGAAGUUGCUUGGUCAAGAUAAAUUGCCAAGGAAUGCAUGCAAGUGACUAUAAAAAGUUAGGUGCAAAGCUUAUGGAAUUGGUUCCAUGUGUUUUGCUUUCUUUUGAUCAAGAACAAAUUUUAAUGUGGAGAGGUAAAGAUUGGAGGUCAAUGUACCAGGAAGCACAGUCAUUGUUAGUUGAUUCCCUUGCUGGUGAUGUAGCUGAAGAUACUUCAAAGUUUGAUGAUGUGGAAACUCUGCCAUAUGAUAAUUACAGUGGAGAAACAGAUCAAGGCUGGGAAAAUGGUAGAAUUGAUAAAUCAGUGGGAAAGAUGAGUGGGAGAAUGAUUCUGCUGUGGAAACAUGCUUUAGAUUCACAUAAAGCACUUCUUUUGGAUGAGAUUGAUUUAGAUCCUGAUGAGCUUCUGGAUAAAAUAGAGAAGUUUAGCGGCUAUUCCCAAGCAAGAGAACAUUCUUAUCCAGCACUCAUUUUGUCAGGUGCAAUGUGUGGGAAGGGUCCAAGAAAUGAACUAAAGGUCAACGAUAAUGCUGAAGAUGGUUCUUUUUGAGACUGGUGGUACUGGUGGAGCAAAUAACCUAUAUUCGGAGAUAUAUAACAAUUGGUUUCACUUUCUUGCCAAUUGUCUUGUGAAAAGGUCCCUAGAAAUUUGGCUGUGUGAUUGGCUGAUGUAAGUGAUGACAUCCUUCAUGAUGAUCGUGAUGGAUCUAUUAGCAGGUAUGUCUGGACUGAUUGAUGAGAUACUGGCCUAGCUACAGCAGGUCUCCUAAUGCCUGUUAUCAUCACAACUCAUGACAAGUUUACGCUGGUGUUGACUGAUUUAUCCCGUCUCAGAAUGAAUGCCGGUUGCUUUGUUGACCUUGAAAUAUCAUGGUAACCCAUGAUGUUCUACUAGUGACUAGUCAAAUGUCUAAACUCUGUACAUAUUGGGAAAGCCAUUCUGGUCAACAAAGUAGAUAACAGGAUGGACAAGUUACCUAUUUCUGUUUUAGGCGGUUGACUACACAGGUGUUUAUUUUUUUAAUGUAUAUGUAUUGUGGAACGACUCUGAACAUCACUUAUUCAUUACUACAAAUUUGUGACCACAAUAAAGAUGCUUUGUUAAAA
This is a messenger RNA of Nymphaea colorata (pocket water lily), 2391 nucleotides long. Its product is annotated as CRS2-associated factor 2, chloroplastic. Bases 242 to 1834 code for a protein of 530 amino acids. Gene Ontology annotation, biological process: Group II intron splicing. NCBI's taxonomy places the organism in Eukaryota, Viridiplantae, Streptophyta, Magnoliopsida, Nymphaeales, Nymphaeaceae. Gene Ontology annotation, molecular function: RNA binding. The record is from RefSeq and is a predicted model, not a curated record. The transcript is spliced from 7 exons.